GCCUUGAAGCAUUGACAAUUUACGAUUGUUCACGCUCAGAGAGACUCACAAGGACCAAUAUAGCUCACAGAGGCGCCUUGGAGUAUUAGUAUCAUCUCUCUUCUCAUUGCAUCUCCAAUCAAGCUCUGCUGGACCAUCAACCAAGAUCGUCGGGCUCAUAGACACCAGCACGGAUAGCUAAGAGCACGUUCAGAUGGGAAAAGAGACCUGCAGCGCUGAGCAUUGCUGGCCUCUAUACAGACGGCCGACAACGAAAGCCAUCGUCGAGAAUCCAGACUGUACGCAUCUCGUUCUUCCUCGCUCGCUACAGUCUACCAAUCAUGAUUCUGUUCGGAUUUAUGUCGGUGAUGAUCUCAACAAGGUUGUUUACGAGCACUACAACAAAGUGCUAGCCAGAGAGGAUAAGGAUGGUUCCAUCGUGUCUGAUCAGACUGAAGAGGAAGAAGAAGAACCCUUAAAUUUUGUGGCACGUAUCGGUAUUGCUGUCUGCCGGCACGAGUACAUGGGCUCUGAUCCACAUGUUCACGCCUACGAAGAAGACGAAGAAGCAGGCGUGAUGCGCAUUUUGUUUCAUGAGCGACAUACCAACUUUUAUUGGGUGGAUGGAGAGCGAUUGACCUCCCUGGAGUGACAUGAAUAACGCCAGACGAAACACACACGACCAGCAUAAGCAUAUCAGCAUCAAGCAUUCAUAGACAUAGAAGAGCAAAGCAUUCUUCUUGAUACGGACUGUCAUAAGUGUGACAAGACUUCAACAAUG
Molecule: messenger RNA, 760 nt
Organism: Protomyces lactucae-debilis
Lineage: Eukaryota; Fungi; Ascomycota; Taphrinomycetes; Taphrinales; Protomycetaceae
Exons: 2
Coding region: 194-631 (145 amino acids)
Source: RefSeq, a predicted model, not a curated record